Molecule: messenger RNA, 807 nt
Organism: Emiliania huxleyi CCMP1516
Lineage: Eukaryota; Haptophyta; Isochrysidales; Noelaerhabdaceae
Exons: 2
Coding region: 163-750 (195 amino acids)
Source: RefSeq, a predicted model, not a curated record
GGCGCUGCCGCUUUCGUGCACUUCGCCCGGCGGUGGCGCGUGGGUGGGCAUUUUUCUCUUGUACGGCGUCGGUGUCGCUGUGUGGCAAACCUCCGUGAUGGCGCUCGAGAUGCAGCCGAGAUCUCGCCGAGAUGCAGCCGAGAUCUCGCCGAGAGAGCCGAGAUGUCGCCAGAGGCAGCCGAGAGGCAGCUGAGAGGCAGCCGAGAGGCUAGCCGAGAGGCUAGCCGAGGCCCUUCUCGGAACCGUCUCGGAACCGUCUCGGAACCGUCUCGGAAUCGUCUCGGAACCAUCUCGGAACCGUCUCGGAACCUUCCCGGAGCAGGCGCUAGUUGGCGAGAUGGCGACACCGCGCCACGCGCCGCGCGCUUCCCGCCGCACCUCGCCCGCGCUCUCCCUCCCGGGAGGCACGCGCGGCACGCGCGGCGGGCGUGGGCGCAGCAUGGUUGGGGCGGCGAGGGCGGCGCCCGCGCCUGCAGUUUCGAGGGGCGAGCCGGAUGCGGGCGCGGGUGCGGUUGGACCAUUCGCACACCUCAAGCUCACUUCGGCGCUGUCGUCGUUUGUCGGCUUCUCGGUGCUACCACAGGUGAGCGCGCGCACCGCUUGCGCCAUCUGCGUCGCCGUCGUCGCCGUCGGCGGCGCGUGCCUCGCCGCCCUGCUGUACGGCGGUGGCGCCGUCGCGCGGCAUCGCGACUCGGAGCCGUUGGUGAGCAGCGCGGCCAGGCGGAGCCACUCCGCUGCUGCUGCAGUUGACGUCAACGCGCAGCAGUCUGCUUCGGCCUGACUACACGUGCCACGUCUAGUGGCCGC